Homo sapiens (human) is the source of this 2376-nucleotide messenger RNA. RefSeq names its product chaperonin containing TCP1 subunit 4 (gene CCT4). The transcript is spliced from 14 exons. Gene Ontology annotation, biological process: protein folding. The coding region runs from base 150 to 1769 and encodes 539 amino acids. NCBI's taxonomy places the organism in Eukaryota, Metazoa, Chordata, Mammalia, Primates, Hominidae. Gene Ontology annotation, molecular function: ATP binding; ATP hydrolysis activity; ATP-dependent protein folding chaperone. Gene Ontology annotation, cellular component: cell body; chaperonin-containing T-complex; cytoplasm. The record is from RefSeq and is marked validated.
CUUCUCCGCCUCCGCCUCCUCCCGACGCCGGCGCCGCUUUCUGGAAGGUUCGUGAAGGCAGUGAGGGCUUACCGUUAUUACACUGCGGCCGGCCAGAAUCCGGGUCCAUCCGUCCUUCCCGAGCCAACCCAGACACAGCGGAGUUUGCCAUGCCCGAGAAUGUGGCACCCCGGAGCGGGGCGACUGCCGGGGCUGCCGGCGGCCGCGGGAAAGGCGCCUAUCAGGACCGCGACAAGCCAGCCCAGAUCCGCUUCAGCAACAUUUCCGCCGCCAAAGCGGUUGCUGAUGCUAUUAGAACAAGCCUUGGACCAAAAGGAAUGGAUAAAAUGAUUCAAGAUGGAAAAGGUGAUGUAACCAUUACAAAUGAUGGUGCUACCAUUCUGAAACAAAUGCAAGUAUUACAUCCAGCAGCCAGAAUGCUGGUGGAGCUGUCUAAGGCUCAAGAUAUAGAAGCAGGAGAUGGCACCACAUCAGUAGUCAUCAUUGCUGGCUCCCUCUUAGAUUCUUGUACCAAGCUUCUUCAGAAAGGGAUUCAUCCAACCAUCAUUUCUGAGUCAUUCCAGAAGGCCCUGGAAAAGGGCAUUGAAAUCUUGACUGACAUGUCUCGACCUGUGGAACUGAGUGACAGAGAAACUUUGUUAAAUAGUGCAACCACUUCACUGAACUCAAAGGUGGUUUCUCAGUAUUCAAGUCUGCUUUCUCCAAUGAGUGUAAAUGCAGUGAUGAAAGUGAUUGACCCAGCCACAGCCACCAGUGUAGAUCUUAGAGAUAUUAAAAUAGUUAAGAAGCUUGGUGGGACAAUUGAUGACUGUGAGUUGGUGGAAGGGCUGGUUCUCACCCAAAAAGUGUCAAAUUCUGGCAUAACCAGAGUUGAAAAGGCCAAGAUUGGGCUUAUUCAGUUUUGCUUAUCUGCUCCCAAAACAGACAUGGAUAAUCAAAUAGUGGUUUCUGACUAUGCCCAGAUGGACCGAGUGCUGCGAGAAGAGAGAGCCUAUAUUUUAAAUUUAGUGAAGCAAAUUAAAAAAACAGGAUGUAAUGUCCUUCUCAUACAGAAAUCUAUUCUAAGAGAUGCUCUUAGUGAUCUUGCAUUACACUUUCUGAAUAAAAUGAAGAUCAUGGUGAUUAAGGAUAUUGAAAGAGAAGACAUUGAAUUCAUUUGUAAGACAAUUGGAACCAAGCCAGUUGCUCAUAUUGACCAAUUUACUGCUGACAUGCUGGGUUCUGCUGAGUUAGCUGAGGAGGUCAAUUUAAAUGGUUCUGGCAAACUGCUCAAGAUUACAGGCUGUGCCAGCCCUGGAAAAACAGUUACAAUUGUUGUUCGUGGUUCUAACAAACUGGUGAUUGAAGAAGCUGAGCGCUCCAUUCAUGAUGCCCUAUGUGUUAUUCGUUGUUUAGUGAAGAAGAGGGCUCUUAUUGCAGGAGGUGGUGCUCCAGAAAUAGAGUUGGCCCUACGAUUAACUGAAUAUUCACGAACACUGAGUGGUAUGGAAUCCUACUGCGUUCGUGCUUUUGCAGAUGCUAUGGAGGUCAUUCCAUCUACACUAGCUGAAAAUGCCGGCCUGAAUCCCAUUUCUACAGUAACAGAACUAAGAAACCGGCAUGCCCAGGGAGAAAAAACUGCAGGCAUUAAUGUCCGAAAGGGUGGUAUUUCCAACAUUUUGGAGGAACUGGUUGUCCAGCCUCUGUUGGUAUCAGUCAGUGCUCUGACUCUUGCAACUGAAACUGUUCGGAGCAUUCUGAAAAUAGAUGAUGUGGUAAACACUCGAUAAUCUGGAUAACUGACUAGCACCAUUAUGAUCACCAGUAUUGUGGCUGGAAUGGAAGAAGAUCACCUUGGUGUUCCUUGUUUGGAAGAUUAUUUCCUCUGAAUUUCUGGGCUUGGUCUUCCAGUUGGCAUUUGCCUGAAGUUGUAUUGAAACAAUUUAAUGAAAAUAUUAAAUAUUUGGUUUCAAAAGGCAGAUUUAUCUUCUCCCAACAUUCUGUUAUUUCUGAUACUUUUGAAAAACUAAUAAAAACUAAUAAAAGAAGCGUAAAAAGUGAGUUUACAUGUUGAGGAAAAAAAUGGCCCAAUAUGCUCAUCACUGAUAAAUGCUCCCUGGCCUUAAAAACUACCAACAUAUAAUAUAUAUGCUGUCUUAAAAGUUAAUGAUCCAAGUGGCACCUCUCUGAACCUACUUUGGCUUGGGAGGCUGCCCAGUUAAAACAAAAAUAAGUUAAUGGUACAGAAAGAGAAUGAAAAAUGAAAGCCUCCUUUUAUCCUAUCAUCCUAAUUCCUUUUCCCAGUAAUAAUGACUGCUGUGUUGGAUUCCUUCUGCAAAUAAAAGUGUAUACAUAUAUGUAGCAAAUCUUACUUAAACAAAAGGGUUUCUUAACUAA